Brachypodium distachyon (stiff brome) is the source of this 1787-nucleotide messenger RNA. Its product is annotated as ubiquitin thioesterase otubain-like. The transcript has 9 exons. Gene Ontology annotation, biological process: protein K48-linked deubiquitination. The record is from RefSeq and is a predicted model, not a curated record. Gene Ontology annotation, molecular function: ubiquitin binding; cysteine-type deubiquitinase activity. Gene Ontology annotation, cellular component: nucleus. Lineage: Eukaryota; Viridiplantae; Streptophyta; Magnoliopsida; Poales; Poaceae. Bases 18 to 1421 code for a protein of 467 amino acids.
UUCCCGGAGGGGCAGAAAUGGCAACUCCAAGAAGCAAAGAAACGGAGUUGAAGAUAGAUGACAAGAAUCUGGUAUCCAGCGCGGGAAGCAGCGGAGAUGGCGGCGAUGAAGCUACCCCGCCACAGCCACCUCGGCUUCCGCUGGUACCAGCACCGUCGCCCUCUCACGAUCCUACGGCGCAUUCCACCUCAACGCCCCUGCUUCAGCCGGUACGACAGCCGCCACCUCCCAUCGGCAAGGAUACGAAUGAAGGAUCAGCUAAUAAGGAUUUGGGCGCAAGAAAAGCUGAUGGGGAUUGGGAGAUGGAAGACGUGGAAAUUGUAGAUGAUGAGGAUUGCGAAGGCGAGAAGGUCACAGACUCAUCUGAUAGCAAAUUCUUUUGUACAUUGUUCAUGAGUGGUCGAAGAAACAUCCCACAUUAUAUUUUACGGUUUGACUCGGCACCACUCAACAAGUACGAAUAUUUCUCACGGCGGAAAAACUGGAACCAGCUGCUGGAUGGCAAGAGAACAUACCUGCGACCAUGCAAGGGCUGCCCUGUGCUCAAAAAAGUUUUCAGGCGUCCAGAUUCUCGUAAGAAAACAUUAGGAUGUCAGAAACCACUGUCAGAAUUGGUCCGUGAAUCUUCUAAUAAUCAGAUCAUCCAGGAUAAGAUCAAGAUUCUUAGUCAGCAUUAUUUGCUCUUCCGAAGAACUCGCAAAGAUGGCAGCUGUUUUUACAGAGCUUUGUUGUUCUCCUACUUGGAGAACCUUGGACAAAUGCAAGAUAGUCUAGCCGAGGUUACUCGUCUAAUGGAAUGUGUGGAAAUGUCAAGAGAGAAAUUCUCACGUCUUAAAUGGGAUAAAGCAUACUUCUUAAAUCCUGAAGAAUACUUGUCAAGUGUUGUUUCUGAGUUCUAUCAUUUGGUUAACUCGGUCGCAAAUGGCCUGAGUUCUGACAAGCUGUACGAGAGAAGUCUAGAGGAGAUGACGACAUUGAGGAUUCUUUCUUUCCUUAGGUUGCUGACAGAGAUUGAGAUACGUACACAAGAGGUCUACAGGUCAUUAUUUAUCUCUGAAGGAAUGAAUGUCAUCCAGUUCUGUUUGGAAGAGGUGCGUCCCCUGGAUGCUGAAGCCUUACUUAUACAAAUGAGGGCUCUAACACGUGCACUUGGUGUCCCGUUGCGUGUGGAAGUUGUGGACAAAAGUUUGGUGGCUCAAGCUGUGCAAGUAAAGCACCUUGAUUUCUUCCCUCCGUCAGAAUCAGGGAAGGGGCCUCACCAUUUAACUGAAAGCUAUCAUUCAUCAGGCACGGCUCCCAAAAUUCUGGAGCGAGGAAGAAACGAUAACUUGUUAUCAUCUGAUGGCACACCCUUGCUGACCUUGCUGAGAAGGCGUGGCCGCUGUGACAUUCUUUAUCCCCAAGUGAACAAACUAUGCUAGUAUGCUCAAUUGGCGAAACUUCCUCCAUGGAAAUAUACUGAUAGUCCUAUACAGUAUGUAGGGUUAUUUUUGCAUCUGCUCACAAACUAGCAAAAUAUUAAGGUUUCUUGAUUUUCUAGAAGAUGACGAUGUUAUGGAUUUUAAGGACUAGCAAAAUAUUAGGUUUGUUCCUACAGAUGUUGUUCUUCCUACUUAACGAGGGACCAAUUAAAGCUGAAGGUUUGCUACAUGGUUUUUUGUUCCUACUGAUGUUGUUGUUAGUUAGUUCUGUAUUGGGAGGGAAGCUAUACAGAUGUGAUGAGAAACUAUGCAGAAUUAUUGGGUUGUUCUUUUAUCAACUGAAGCCCCUCCUUAGAGUUGAGAUCA